Messenger RNA from Triticum aestivum (bread wheat), 1833 nucleotides. Its product is annotated as alkane hydroxylase MAH1. Gene Ontology annotation, molecular function: oxidoreductase activity, acting on paired donors, with incorporation or reduction of molecular oxygen; monooxygenase activity; heme binding. NCBI's taxonomy places the organism in Eukaryota, Viridiplantae, Streptophyta, Magnoliopsida, Poales, Poaceae. The transcript has a single exon. The coding region runs from base 47 to 1618 and encodes 523 amino acids. The record is from RefSeq and is a predicted model, not a curated record.
CUUCACGUCUUCACCGGCCAUAACGCACGUAAACAAGCCAAGAGAAAUGGAGACCGUGUCAUGGUGGGUUGGAGGCUUCCUCGGCAAGUACCCGGAGAUCAUGGUGUCGUUCGCUUGCUUCUUGUUCUUGCUGUUCUUCAGGUUUCGCCACCGGGACGGGCUGCCAACCAACUGGCCGGUGGUCGGCGCGUUGCCGGCGAUCACCGUCAAUGCCGGGCGCGUGCACGAGUGGGUCACCGAGUUCCUGCGGGUGGCGCCAGGGAUGUCGCACGUCGUCAGGGGCCCGUGGGGCUCGCCGGUGGACGUCCUUGUCACGGCCAACCCGGCGGACGUGGCGCAUGUCUUCACGGCCAACUUCGGCAACUAUCCCAAGGGCGAGGACUUCGCUGCCGUGUUCGACGUGCUCGGCGACGGCAUCUUCAAUGCCGACGGCGAGUCGUGGGCGUUCCAGCGGCGCAAGGCGCACGCGCUGCUCUUCGACCCAAGGUUCCGUUCUGCCGUCGCCGCGAGCACCGCGCGCAAGCUCGGUGAGGGGCUCGUGCCGCUCCUCGACGGCCUGGCGGCCACGUGCGAGGUCGUUGAUCUGCAGGACGUGUUCAUGCGGCUGACGUUCGACCUCACGGCGAUGUUCGUGUUCGGUGUCGACCCCGGCUGCCUCGCCGCCCACUUCCCUCGAGUGCCAUUCGCCGCGGCCAUGGACGAGGCCGAGGCGGUGCUGUUCUACAGGCACGUGACGCCCGUACCGUGGCUGAGGCUCCAGACCUACCUAAACAUUGGCCACGAAAGAAAGAUGGCCAAGGCUCGGCAGGUGCUCGACGCGUCUAUCACGGAGUUCGUGUCGCUCCGACGAGAGCGAGCGGCCCGUGCCGACACCAACGCCGACGGGACUGAUGCCGCUGACCUUCUCACGUUGUACCUGGCAUGCCAAGACGAGGUAGGCAAGGACGGAAAGGAGUUCGAUCGGUUCUUGCGUGACACAACGCUGAACAUCAUGGUCGCCGGUCGCGACACCACGAGCUCCGCCUUGACAUGGUUCUUCUGGCUGCUCUCCAAACACCCCGACGUUGAGGCCAAGAUCCUCGCCGAGCUCCGUGAGAACGCAACGUCUGGCGGCAUCGGCUGCCAACCCACCGCCAUCGAUCUGAAGCGCCUGGUCUAUCUGCACGCGGCGCUGUCGGAGUCACUCCGGCUGUACCCGCCGGUGCCGUUCGAGCACAAGGCGGCGGCGCAGCCAGACACGCUGCCGAGCGGCCCUGCGGUGUCGCGGACACGGCAGCUGAUCGUGUCAUUCUACUCGAUGGGGCGCAUGGAGGCGGUGUGGGGCAAGGAUUGCCUAGAGUUCCGGCCGGAGCGGUGGCUGACGGAGACGGGGCGGCUCCGCCACGAGCCUUCCUACAAGUUCGCGGCGUUCAACGUGGGGCCGCGGACGUGCAUCGGCAAGGACCUGGCGUUCACGCAGAUGAAGGCCGUGGUUGCCGCCGUCGUGCCGCAGUUCAGGGUCGAGGUGGCCGCCGGUGCAACGGUGCCGAUUCCCAAGAUGUCCAUUAUACUCCACAUGAAGGACGGGCUCAAGGUGAGGGUGCACAAGAGACAGGACGAUGCACUAAGUACAAUCUAGAGCUACGUACCUAUUCCCAAGCUCCCAAGUCUAAUAUACUCCAUCUGCAUAUAGCGCCUGAACAUGUCAGGUUAGCUUUAUUAUUGCAUGUACCAAAUAAUCGCCAGAAACGUGCUCUAGUUCACGUUGCGGCUUUGUCUGAGUGGUAUGUGAGAUUUGUUUCAUGUAAAUUUUCUUUCCUGUAAACGUGCGAGGACUUGGCCACGAUUGCGUCC